Colletotrichum costaricense is the source of this 360-nucleotide messenger RNA. RefSeq lists its product as uncharacterized. Gene Ontology annotation, biological process: protein stabilization; negative regulation of apoptotic process. NCBI's taxonomy places the organism in Eukaryota, Fungi, Ascomycota, Sordariomycetes, Glomerellales, Glomerellaceae. The transcript is spliced from 2 exons. The coding region runs from base 1 to 360 and encodes 119 amino acids. The record is from RefSeq and is a predicted model, not a curated record.
AUGUCUGAGAAGCAGCCCCCCACCGUCGUCGAGGGUGCCACCGCCGGCGAUGUCGAGGAGGAGGUCCAGCCCGCAAAGUCAGCCGAGGACCGCAAGGCGGCGUCCGCCCUCGCCAGCCUCGAUGCCGGCGGCGACGAUUCGGGAAGCGGCCAGGUCGAUGUCGAUGCCGCCCAGAAGGCGAUCAAGGGUCUUGGUGGCGCCACCGCUGCCAAGAAGGAGGUGAAGAACGUUAAGGUCGAUGCCGCCGAUGUUGCCCUGCUGGUUGACGAAUUGGAGCUCACCAAGCCCAAGGCGACGGAGCUGCUCAAGGCCAACGACGGAGACGCUGUCAAGGCGAUGAAAGCGUACUUGCGCUCAUGA